AUGUCUUCCGCCAAAGCACUCUCUCUCAAGGAAGAAGGCAAUCGCCACUUCCAGGAGGGUGACUAUGCCGGCGCUGAUGCACUUUAUUCCAAAGCUAUUAUUGCUGAUCCCACCAAUCCGACGCUCUACACCAACCGGUCGAUGGCUCGCCUGAAGCUCGAUAUGUGGGACAGCGUUACUAGCGACUGCAAGGCGUGUCUUGAGAUUGCUCCGAACAACAUGAAGGGCCAUUACUACCUAGCACAGGCCGAGUUGGCCCUCAAGGCAUUCGACGACGCCGUCGCACAUGCAAAGUGCGCCCACGAGAUUUGCAUUGAAUCCAACGACAAGUCACUGACAGCGGUCACUGCGCUUGUUCUUCGGUGCAAGAAAGAGCGCUGGGAAGAUCGCGAGAGGCGACGCUUGCGUGAGGAUGCCCAGCUCGAGGCACAGGUCCUAUCUCUGAUGGAGACGGAGCGUGACCGCGACCUUAAAAACGCCGACAAUGACGGCGACCGCAAAGAGAUCGCGGAAGAGUGGGAGGAAAAGCUUAGCCAUCUUAGCGACACAUUCGAAAGGGCCCGCGUUGAGUCCGAGAAGCGGAGGGAAGUACCGGACUGGGUCAUAGAUGACAUUACAUUCGGAAUCAUGGUCGACCCUGUCAUCACCAAAACUGGAAAAUCAUACGAACGCUCGGCCAUUCUAGAACACCUAAGACGCUCAAGCACGGAUCCACUCACAAGAGAAACGCUUACACCAGCGGAUCUGCGGCCCAAUAUCAACUUGAAACAGGCCUGUGAGGAGUUUCUUGAUAAGAACGGGUGGGCGGUAGAUUGGUGA
Grosmannia clavigera kw1407 is the source of this 819-nucleotide messenger RNA. RefSeq names its product u-box domain protein. Gene Ontology annotation, cellular component: cytoplasm. Gene Ontology annotation, biological process: protein quality control for misfolded or incompletely synthesized proteins; positive regulation of proteolysis; proteasome-mediated ubiquitin-dependent protein catabolic process. Lineage: Eukaryota; Fungi; Ascomycota; Sordariomycetes; Ophiostomatales; Ophiostomataceae. The coding region runs from base 1 to 819 and encodes 272 amino acids. Gene Ontology annotation, molecular function: ubiquitin protein ligase activity; protein-folding chaperone binding. The record is from RefSeq and is a predicted model, not a curated record. The transcript has 3 exons.